Musa acuminata subsp. malaccensis (wild Malaysian banana) is the source of this 802-nucleotide messenger RNA. RefSeq lists its product as uncharacterized. The record is from RefSeq and is a predicted model, not a curated record. Lineage: Eukaryota; Viridiplantae; Streptophyta; Magnoliopsida; Zingiberales; Musaceae.
CCCCUGGUCGCUCGCUGGGGGGGCUUGUCCCGGGGGGACAGAGUGUGGGCCGGAGGGGACCCCUCCGCAGCGUUCCUCCGAGGCGCGCUUCAUCCCGACAUGGCUCGGGAUUUGUACGUCCUGCCCUCGGAGGUGCUGCUCAACAAGUCCGCCCAAUCCUUGAUCUGGGGCCUCCAUUAUGCGACGGCCCUGAUGGACAGGGUGCGUGACGCCGGCCGGGUCAUCGGGGGCCUCGUCAACCGCAACGUCGAGCUCCACCGCCAAGUCGAGGAGGUCCGAGCCGGGGCCGGCCCGGAGGCCGUGGCGGCCGUCGAGAAGCGCGCGACGGAGUUUGAGGCGGAGGCGGCUCGCCUCAGGUCGGAGCUCGAGGCCGCCAAGAAAGCAAACGAGGAGCUCCAAAAAACAAUAAGGGUGGAGCGGAUCGAGCUCCGUCUGUUGAAGACGGAGGCGAGCGCCCUCAGCAAGAAGCUGGAGGAGGCGAAGGCCGAGACGAGAGCGGCCUUGGAGGCAUUGGCGAAGGAAGCCCGUCUUCGACCCGCCAAAGAUAAGGAGCUCCUCGAGGCGUAUAAGAAGUCCGAGGGGUUCGAACUCGGGCUAACGCGGACGGGGCGGGUAUCCUUUGAGUACGGAUACCGAGUCGCCACGUCCCGUUUUCGCGCUCGUCACCCUGGCCUCGAGGUGGAGGAGGACCCCUUCGCUCCUCACCCCGAGGAUCUAGGGGUAGACAUGCCCGAGGACGUCCCCUUUGACGACCGCCUGGUUGUCCCAUAAUAAUAAUAAGGAAGGGUCCUGUAUUUUAAGG